This is a messenger RNA of Arthroderma uncinatum, 759 nucleotides long. RefSeq lists its product as uncharacterized. The record is from RefSeq and is a predicted model, not a curated record. The transcript is spliced from 2 exons. NCBI's taxonomy places the organism in Eukaryota, Fungi, Ascomycota, Eurotiomycetes, Onygenales, Arthrodermataceae. Bases 1 to 759 code for a protein of 252 amino acids.
AUGUUACUGGAGACGAAGGCCAUGCUAGAGAUGGUCCGGAAGGAAAACGCUGCCAUGCAGGCAGAACGGGCCGCUAGGGAAGUAGAACGGGCCGAACGAGAAGCAGAACAAGCCGCUAGGGAAGUCGAACGGGCCGAACGAGAAGCAGAACAAGCCGCAAGGGAAGUAAAACGGGCCGAACGAGAAGCAGAACAAGCCGCUAGGGAAGAGAAAUGGACAGAUAUGCUGAAGGAGAAUGCUGCAAUAAAGAGAAUAGUUUCAAGCUUUAGGGCCAGUCAGGUCGCCCUUCGCCGUGGAUUUUUGGAAGAAAUACGAACCUUGGGCGGGACCUUGUCCGCCAAAGACAAGGAUAUCAUGGUUUUCAGAAACGAGGUUGCACACGGCGGUGACAUUUGCGGUGACGUUGAAGCCAUUCGAUAUGUCGAGGACCAUGGACUGGCUUACGCCCCUCAGUAUAAAGAAGCCUUCUGUCGGGUGUAUGGGGUGCAGUUCCAUGAAAUCUGGACCACAGUUCAGUCAUAUCCCCAAGAGGCUAUACGGACGUUCGAUAUCCUCGCCUCCGUACGCUGCCUGUACUCGUGGCGACAGGAUCAGUCGCGGGAGGAAAUCGAGAGACUUGCACUAGACAUCAUCCGCACUGUGAUGAGUACCGAUGUCAUGAAGCUGCCUGCGUGUUUUGGGCAAAAGGGCCCCUUGCAGAAGAAGUUUGAGAGAGUGGAUUGGCUGUUCAUGGCGCAGAAACGGGCAUCUGGCUAUUGA